AUGUCGCUCAAGGUUCCGCGCGCGGGCGGGCCCAACCUGUUCAAGGAGGGCUACAAGCACUUCCAGGGCAUCGAGGAGGCGGUCUUGCGCAACAUCCAGGCGGUCAACGAGCUCUCGGAGAUCGUGCGCACCUCGUUCGGUCCCAAUGGCCGCAACAAGAUGGUCAUCAACCACCUCGAGAGGCUCUUUGUCACUUCGGAUGCCGCCACCAUCAUUCGCGAGCUCGACGUGGUCCACCCGGCCGCAAAGCUGCUCGUCAUGGCCAGCCAGCAGCAGGAGGCCGAGAUGGGCGACGCCACCAACCUCGUGCUCAUCUUUGCCGGCGAGCUGCUCAAGAAGGCAGAGUACCUCAUCACCAUGGGUCUCCAUCCGUCCGAGAUCUUGCAGGGCUACGAGAUCGCGCGCGACAAGUGUCUCGCCGAACUCGAGCAGCUUUCCGUCGCCACGCUUUCCACGCCUCCCACGCCCCAGAGCCUUGCACUCGCGCUCAAGCCGUGUCUGGCGUCCAAGCAGUACGGCCACGAGGACCUGCUUGCACCGCUCGUCGCAGAGGCCGUCUCGAUGGUCCUGCCGCAAAACGCCAAGAACGGUCUGGCCGAUUUCAGCGUGGACAACGUGCGUGUCGUCAAGAUCAUGGGCGGCAGCCUGUCGCAGUCCAAGGUGGUGCGCGGCAUGGUCUUCGGCCGCGAGCCCGAGGGCGUGAUCAAGAAGGCCAAGGCGGCCAAGGUGGGCGUCUACACGUGCGGCAUGGACAUCACCCAGACCGAGACCAAGGGCACCGUGCUGCUCAACAACGCCGACGAGCUCUCGAGCUUUUCGCGCGGCGAGGAGCAGCAGCUGGAAAAGUACUUUAAGGAGAUCGCCGAUUCGGGCGUCACCGUGGUGGUCACACAGUCGCAGGUGGGCGAGCUGGCACAGCACUACCUCAACCGCUUUGGCAUCCUCGUCAUCAAGAUCCUCUCCAAAUUCGAGCUGCGUCGUCUCUGUCGUCUGUUGGGCGCCACACCUUUGGCACGAUUGGGAGCUCCUUUGCCCGAAGAAGCGGGAUGGAUCGAUUCGAUCGAGACCACCGAGAUCGGUGGCGAUCGCGUCACCGUGUUCAAGCAGGAGGACGGACAGCCGGGCGGUAAAGCCAAGCCCAAGAUGUGCACCAUUGUCCUGCGCGGUGCCACCUCGAACCUUCUCGACGAUGUCGAGCGUGCGAUCGACGACGGCGUGAAUGUGAUCAAGUCGCUCACGCGCGAUCCACGCCUCGUACCCGGUGCAGGAGCCACCGAGCUCGAGCUCGCCAAGCGCAUUGUUGAUCUGGGCGAAAAGACGCCCGGCCUGAACCAGCACUCGAUCAAAAAGUUCGGCGAGGCACUCGAGGUGAUCCCAAGAACGCUCGCCGAGAACGCAGGUCUGGACGCAACAGAAAUCGUCUCGCGCCUCUACGCCAAGCACGUCGACUCCACUGGCGCCGACGUCGGCGUCGACAUCGAAAACGAGACCGACGGCACCAUGCCCACCACCGCCAACCAGGUCUUGGACGUCCUCGCCGCAAAGUCCUGGGCCCUACGAUACGCCACGGGCGCUGCCAUCUCGGUGCUCUCGGUCGACUCGAUCAUCAUGUCCAAACCCGCAGGCAUCAAGGCUCCCAAAGCAAACCCAAACUGGGACGACGACUAG
Moesziomyces antarcticus is the source of this 1668-nucleotide messenger RNA. RefSeq names its product t-complex protein 1. NCBI's taxonomy places the organism in Eukaryota, Fungi, Basidiomycota, Ustilaginomycetes, Ustilaginales, Ustilaginaceae. Gene Ontology annotation, molecular function: ATP binding; ATP-dependent protein folding chaperone; ATP hydrolysis activity. The coding region runs from base 1 to 1668 and encodes 555 amino acids. Gene Ontology annotation, cellular component: chaperonin-containing T-complex. Gene Ontology annotation, biological process: protein folding. The transcript has a single exon. The record is from RefSeq and is a predicted model, not a curated record.